Messenger RNA from Chanos chanos (milkfish), 1932 nucleotides. RefSeq names its product NEDD4 binding protein 3 (gene n4bp3). The record is from RefSeq and is a predicted model, not a curated record. The coding region runs from base 21 to 1886 and encodes 621 amino acids. Gene Ontology annotation, cellular component: cytoplasmic vesicle. NCBI's taxonomy places the organism in Eukaryota, Metazoa, Chordata, Actinopteri, Gonorynchiformes, Chanidae. The transcript has 4 exons.
GCCAUCAAAUCCAGUAAUCAAUGGCUACAGUGCAGGCUCUGUCCUUGACCCGUGACCACAGUAAGAGCUUUGGUGAACCUUAUCCAGCCACAUCUCUGGCAUCAUCCCACUGCAUGAUGGGAAGUGUAGGUAGCCUCAUUGAGAAGCAAGAUUUGUCACCAACAAAGACGAACAGUCGAGCUGUUCCACAAGUGAGCAGCCGCCAGCAUCACGGCCUGCUCAAGAAGGGCUUCAACCAGAGGGAACUGCUCAACUACUUGAACAUCACUAAGAAGGACUCGAAAGGUGGCAAACACAUCAUCUCUGGAGUAUCGUCCAUUAAAAGGGAGCAUGGGCGAGAGGAGGAGAGCAUGUAUGCCAAGGUUUACCAUAAGGACGGCAAGGAGGUCGACGUCAGCAAGAACUCCCUUCCAAUAGGUGGCAAGUUCGACAAGUCACGCUUCAGGCCCUCUGCUUUCAAACCGGUCACUCCUAAAAACUUCAGCUCUAUGCAGAAUCUCUACCCUUCCAAGUCUGAAGAGCUGGACGGCGGAUUAACUAACGGGAUGCAUCCAUCCUAUGCGAAGGUGGCUUCCAAAUCUGUGUCGACCUCUUCGUCAUCCUCCUCACCCUCGCGUCAUGGCACUAGUGUUAAUAAGGGUGUGUUGGCAGCCCGCGGCUUCAGCCAGGAGGAGGAGAACAUGUCAGACUCGGGUCACAACUCCAUGAACAGCUUGCCUCCGUACAGACCUCCCUUCCGUCCCCAUCUGGCCCACAUCAGCGCUUCCAUGGGCCACAUAAACCACAUUGGCUCUCUGGACCGUACCUCGGUGGGCUCCAAAGGGGGCGUCUCCACAGCGACGGACAUGUCAUGUCAGAGCAUGGCCACGCUAAACCGGCUACAGUGCUACGGGAGUGAAGCUCCACCUCCUUACGAACUGUCUCACUCGCUGGAGGACGUGGUGAGAGACCUGGAGGACAGACUGCUGGAGAAAGACCAUGAGCUCAAACAGAUGAGGAGGAACCUGGAUGAGAGUGAAGAGGCCAUUGCACAAGUAUUUGAGGGGAAGCAGAGGCUGUGGGAGAAAGAGUUAACGGAGCUCAAGCAGCUGUAUGCCGCCAAACUGCGACAGAUAUCCCAGCAGUCUCAGCUCGCUCAGCGAAACCUGCAGCUUCAACUCUACAAAGUACAGCAAGAACGUAAUCGCUUGCGAGACGAGAUGGAGACUCUGAGGACCGAAUUCCAGAACCUUAAGAGCAGCAACCCAGAGGCACAUGCCCAGGAUCUCAACCCCCAACUGGAGGAGACCCAGUGGGAGGUUUGCCAGAAGUCUGGAGAGAUCUCCUUACUGAAACAACAGCUGCGAGACUCCCAGGCUGAAGUGACCCAAAAACUGAGCGAAAUUUUCCAGUUGAAGACUCAGCUGCGUGAGACACGGAACGAGGUACGUACCAAAGACGGGCAGAUAGAGAUGCUGCAGCUCGCGCUGCACGGCGCACGCCGAAAAUGCCCCUUACCCCCCUAUGACGAAACCCGGGGAGCUUCGGAGGAGAACAGGACGGAGGCGAGAGGCGGAGCCGCCGGCACGACGGAGGAACGGCUCCGCGCUGAGCUCCUCCUGGAGAGGCGUCAGAACGAGGCGCAGGCCUCGGCGUUUGACGCAGAGCGGAGCACCUGGCAGACGGAGAAGGAGAAAGUAAUCCGUUACCAGAGGGAACUGCAGGCAAACUACUUGGAAAUGUACCACAAGAACGAGGCCCUGGAGAGGGAACUGCAGGAGUAUAGAGGGGGUAGAUCACAAGGUGGCGGAGGAGGUGGAGCCACAAACGGAGAUAGAGCCGCUUUUGAUGAGCAUCCGCCCUCUAGCCUGCCCUGGAUAGAGAGGAUAGAGUCCUCUGAAAUCUGAUUGCACUCUCUGUCCCCCCCCCCCCAAAAAAACAGCAGUUCCUCUG